Molecule: messenger RNA, 1686 nt
Organism: Styela clava
Lineage: Eukaryota; Metazoa; Chordata; Ascidiacea; Stolidobranchia; Styelidae
Source: RefSeq, a predicted model, not a curated record
AUGAAAAAGAAUAAACAAAGUGAGUUGCACGAAUGCGGUAUUUGUGGUAAAAGUUUUAGUCGGAUAGGACAUCUCAGAAACCACCAACUUACGCACACCGGAGAGCGACCACAUAAGUGUGAAAUUUGUGGCAAGGGAUUUACACGGAAAAAUGACUUAGGACGCCAUUUGCGAUUGCACUUUCCGAAUGAGACACAAAAGCACCGGAAAAUAGUUAAACAAAGUAAGUUGCAGGAAUGCGGUAUUUGUGGUAAACGUUUCAGUCGGAUAGGACAUCUCAGAAACCACCAACUUACGCACACCGGAGAGCGACCACAUAAGUGUGAAAUUUGUGGCAAGGGAUUUACACGGAAAAAUGACUUGGGACGCCAUUUGCGAUUGCACUUUCCGAAUGAGACACAAAAGCACCGGAAAAUAGUUAAACAAAGUAAGUUGCAGGAAUGCGGUAUUUGUGGUAAAAGUUUUAGUCGGAUAGGACAUCUCAGAAACCACCAACUUACGCACACCGGAGAGCGACCACAUAAUUGGAUCAGUCAUCUCAGAAACCACCAAACGAAACACACUGGAAAACGACCACAUAAGUGCGAAAUUUGUGGCAAAGGAUUUACACAAAAUAGUUAUUUAAGAGCCCACCUGAGAUUUCAUUUUUUCGAUCAGCCACAAAAUCAACAAAAAUGUGGAGUUUGCGGGAAAGUACUCAGCGAUGUGCAGAAUAAGACUAUUCACAUGAAGCAACAUACAGGAGAAAGAAAAUAUAAAUGUGAAAAAUGUGGGAAAGGCAUUUCUGAUAUUGGUAAAAAAAAUCUAACAGCAAAGAUGUUUGUGUGUGAAAUCUGUGGGCGAUCAUGUGGAUGCAAGGCUUACCUUACUCAUCAUAUACUCACACAUACAAAGAAGAAAAUGUUUGAAUGUACUAUUUGCGAUAAGUUAUUCGCACGCAAAUGUAAUUUAAAGAUUCAUAUGAGAAGACAUACUAAUGAAUAUCAAUUCAAAUGUGAUAUAUGUGGCGUCAUCAAGGUGCAACAAUGGGAACUGAAUAUCCAUAUGCGUACACACACAGGUGAAAAACCGUUUAUCUGUGAAUUGUGUGGGAAGGCAUUUAGUCAGAACAGUUAUCGAAAUAUUCACAUGCAAACACAUUCAAACGAAAAGCCGUAUGCAUGUGAGAUAUGCGGGAAGAGAUUUGCCGUUAAAAGAUAUGUCAAGAGACACAUGGGACGGACUCAUUCGAAAUUCAAAAAUAUCUCAAUUACAGACAAAGUUGGGCAGGAACAAACUGAUCACGUAUAUUCAGAGACCAGCGUUAUGUCUUACGAGAUCGAUCAAAACAAAAAGAUAUCACCGAAUAAAGCCCGAACACUUCAAGUAUUUAAAAUCAAGGAAGAGUUGUACACAGAAUUAGAUGACGAAUAACUUUAUAACCUGCCCAGACUGAUAGAAACAUGCUCUUAUCGCUGAUUCAUAUAUGCCACAUCCCAUGUGGCCGAUGCGUGCAAAAGUAUUUCGGUUCACUCGGGAACAGUAGUUUUUGCUAUACAACUGAGGUAAUCGUGUGGAAGAGAUUUGAUGGUUUCCUCCUGGUUAGUGUAGUGAUGCAGCCCCCAUCCCUAUAUUUGGAAUGUUGAACAGCAAAGUAUUACCGAACUCAACUUGUAAAUCUUGUAGACUGUAGUGUCUUAUUGACUU